Syngnathus typhle (broad-nosed pipefish) is the source of this 3522-nucleotide messenger RNA. RefSeq names its product proprotein convertase subtilisin/kexin type 1 (gene pcsk1). Lineage: Eukaryota; Metazoa; Chordata; Actinopteri; Syngnathiformes; Syngnathidae. Bases 217 to 2529 code for a protein of 770 amino acids. The transcript has 14 exons. Gene Ontology annotation, molecular function: serine-type endopeptidase activity. Gene Ontology annotation, biological process: protein processing. Gene Ontology annotation, cellular component: trans-Golgi network; Golgi membrane. The record is from RefSeq and is a predicted model, not a curated record.
AUGCAGACGCACGCAAACGCUUAACCAUCCCUAAGUGUUUCCUUGACGGAACAGAAACGCGCAUUCCCAUCCAUCCACCUGCAACAGGGGAAAAUAGAAUUGGACAUCGCUACUCAUCAGAAUAGAUCAAAACAGUUCGGUGCUUGUUUUUUCUGAAACAUAUCCAACCUGCGUUCUGUGAUUUCUUUUUUCUCAUCUGGUUGAAUUUCCUCUGAAAUGGAAUUGAGAUGGAGUUCCACGGUGAUGUGUUGUUUUCUCGCCAUCCUCUCCUCCGUGGUUCCACGCUCCGUGGGGUCGUCUUUGAUGGACAGACAGUAUCUGAACGAGUGGGCCGUGGAGAUCCCGGGUGGCCUGGAUGCCGCCGAGGAGAUCGCCCGGGAGCUCGACUACCAACUGGUCCGACAGAUUGGGGCCCUGAAUGACCAUUUCUUGUUCAGGCAUCGCAAACAUCCCUCCAGAAUGAAGCGAAGUGCCACGCACAUCACCAGGCAGCUAUCGGAGGAUGAUCGGGUGUUGUGGGCCGAGCAGCAGUACGAGAAACGUCGCGGCAAGCGAGCAUCCAUCGGCCAGUGCAGGGACUGCCCGGCGGACAAGCUGUUUGAUGAUCCCAUGUGGAACCAGCAGUGGUACCUGCAAGACACACGCACGUCGUCGUCCCUGCCCAAGCUGGACCUGCAUGUCAUCCCGGUGUGGCAGAAGGGCAUCACGGGCAAAGGGGUAGUCAUCACCGUUCUGGAUGACGGACUGGAGUGGAACCACACAGACAUCUCCGGCAACUACGAUGCAGCAGCCAGCUUUGACUUCAAUGACAAUGACCCUGACCCGUUCCCCAGAUAUGACACCACCAAUGAAAACAAGCAUGGAACCAGGUGUGCCGGUGAGAUCGCCAUGCAAGCGGACAACAAUAAAUGUGGUGUUGGGGUGGCCUUCAAUUCCAAAGUUGGAGGUAUUCGUAUGCUGGAUGGGAUUGUGACGGACGCCAUUGAGGCCAGCUCUAUCGGCUUCAGACCUGAUCACGUGGACAUCUACAGUGCUAGCUGGGGGCCCAAUGAUGAUGGCAAAACCGUUGAAGGGCCAGGUCGCCUGGCUCAAAAAGCCUUUGAAUACGGCAUCCAGAAGGGCCGAGGCGGCAAGGGCUCAAUCUUUGUUUGGGCAUCAGGUAACGGAGGCCGCCAAGGGGAUAACUGUGACUGUGAUGGCUACACAGACAGCAUCUACACUGUGUCAAUCAGCAGCGCCUCCCAGCAGGGCUUGUCCCCAUGGUACGCUGAAAAGUGUUCCUCCACUUUGGCAACAGCGUAUAGCAGUGGAGACUACACCGACCAGAGGAUUACUAGCGCCGAUCUACACAAUGAGUGCACUCAGACUCACACGGGAACGUCAGCCUCCGCCCCUCUAGCUGCUGGAAUAUUUGCCCUUGCACUGGAGCAAAAUCCAGAUCUGACCUGGAGAGACCUACAGCACAUUGUCGUCUGGACGUCAGAGUUUGAUCCCUUGGCUAAUAAUCCAGGUUGGAAGAAAAAUGGAGCGGAACUGAUGGUCAACAGUCGCUUUGGUUUUGGGCUUCUCAAUGCCAAAGCCUUGGUUGACCUCGCUGACCCUGCGACAUGGAAGCACGUGCCGGAAAAAAAGCAAUGCAUUGUGAGGGACGACUCUUUCCAGCCCAGGGAUUUGAAAUCAGCAGGAGAGACAACCAUAGAGAUUCCAACUAAAGCCUGUGCAGGACAGCAGGAGUACACCAUCACGUCACUGGAACAUGUGCAGGUGGAGGUCAGCAUCGAAUACACCAGGAGAGGGGAUCUGCACAUCACGCUGACUUCGCCAGCUGGCACCACCACGGUGCUGCUAGCUGAGCGCGAGCGUGAUACGUCCUCCAAUGGUUUUAGAAACUGGUAUUUCAUGUCUGUCCACACAUGGGGUGAAGAUCCCUCCGGUACUUGGACCCUCAAGAUAACUGACAAUUCGGGCCGUAUAGAGAACAAGGGUCGUAUUUUGAGCUGGAAGUUGAUUCUCCACGGAACAUCCGAGAAGCCGGAGCACAUGAAAAAGCCUCGAGUGUACAUUGCCUACAAUGCUGUGCAGAAUGACCGGCGUGGUGUGGAACAUAUGGAUGACAUGAUGGAGGAAGACCCCACUCAGGCCCGUCCGCCUACGAAGACUAAAACGCAAGCCUUAGCUCCUUCUGGCGCCGAAAAGAAAUCCCAAAAGCCAGCAACAACUCCCUACUCCCCCACACAGGCCUUGCUGCGUCUCCUGCAGACAGCCUUCAACAGGCAAAGCCUCAGCAUCCAGCAGCCCCAAACAACCUGGGGGAGGCAGCAGCCUGGAAGGAUGUCCUCCCUCCUGGCAACAAGAACCCCCCCAGAAAAGUUGUACCAAGCUUUGGACAUGAUCAAUAAGUUCAGGGGCCCAGGCCACAAUGUCUUCAGUGACUAUAGUGAUGGCUUCUACAGCAGCAAGCCGUACAGGCAUCGAGAUGACCGCCUGCUGCAGGCCCUGUUUCAGAUGUUAGAUGAUGACCAGAAAUGAGAGAGAGAAAGAGAAGGAGAGAGAUUUGUGUUGGUUGGGAAGCAGAGGAACGUGGCAAAAUAACGAAAGGAGGAAAAAAAAUUGUGAAUACAACAAAAAAGACCUCAAAGGUCUUUUAUUCCGUUCUGCGUUGUCCCCCAAAUGCUGCAUAUCCUAUAAUGUCCUUACUUUCAUUUCAUUCACUUUGGGCACUGAUUCAGUUGGUCCAUUCAUCGUAAUCCAAGCAUGAAACUGCAGAUCUCUUUGGUCUGCAGUGAAAAUAUCUACAAAAAUAUCUUAACUUUCUUUUGCAUUUUUAAUUUAUUUUUUUAAAAGUACAAUGCUGCAUUAAAUGAAAUAUUUUUCUAAGGAUCCUCAUAUUUUAUGAAAAUAAUAUACUAUCAAACCCCGACAUAGUUUAUUCUUUCACUUGAUUUUUGCAACUUCAGCAUGGAUCGAAUAGGAGCACUGCCGAAUGGUUUUCAAGCUUUUGUGUAUUUCAGUGAUGUUUGUUUUGUGUCCAUAAAUUAUCAAAUAUAGCUUUAAAGUAGUGCAAUAUUGAUUGUGUCCAUGAGUUAUCAAAUAUAUCUUUAAAGUAGAACAGUAUUGAUUAAGUGUUGGCACUACUCUGGUACUACUGUACCUAUUUUACAAGACAGGAUAGCCAUCUUCACACAGUCACAACUUUUAAGUCAGCUUUUUCAAGUUAGUUUGUCCCGAGUGAGCUUUAAUCUAUUUAUUAUUAUUAUUUAUUUAUUUAUUUGGUUGUCCCUAUACUUCCAUGUGAAACUGCCAGCCCCGCUUCUCUGCCAACCAGAUGGAAGGACAAGGAUAAUGUUUGGGCCAAAUGCUGCACUGUAAAUUAUCUUUAGCGUAGCCUAAAUUUUGCUCUUUUAUGUUUGUUUUGGCUAAUGCUACCGUUCGGAAUUGUUUGCACAAACCAUUAUUAUGUUGCAAUUUCUGUAAUGGAUGUACAUAAAUAAGAGACUUAUUGUAAACUGCAAAUCGACCUCC